Trichosurus vulpecula (common brushtail) is the source of this 2295-nucleotide messenger RNA. It is a transcript of the gene CCKBR, whose product is annotated as cholecystokinin B receptor. Lineage: Eukaryota; Metazoa; Chordata; Mammalia; Diprotodontia; Phalangeridae. The record is from RefSeq and is a predicted model, not a curated record. Gene Ontology annotation, molecular function: gastrin receptor activity; cholecystokinin receptor activity. The transcript is spliced from 5 exons. Gene Ontology annotation, cellular component: plasma membrane. Bases 1 to 1407 code for a protein of 468 amino acids. Gene Ontology annotation, biological process: phospholipase C-activating G protein-coupled receptor signaling pathway.
AUGGAGCUGCUGGGGCUGAAUCGGAGCGCGCCGGAGCCAGAGUCCCCGUGCGGCCCGGGUCCCCUGUCCCCCAACAGCAGUGUUAACAGCAGUGCCAAUAGUAGCUGCGAAUCUCCCCGAGGAGGCUUUGGAGCCAGCAGGACGCCCCGAGAGCUGGAGUUGGCAGUGAGGGUGACCCUGUAUGUCGUGAUUUUCCUGCUGAGCGUGGGAGGAAACAUGCUGAUAAUCACAGUGCUGGGACUAAGCCGUCGUCUGCGCACGGUCACCAACGCCUUCCUACUCUCUCUGGCUGUUAGCGACCUACUCCUGGCUGUGGCCUGUAUGCCCUUCACCCUCCUGCCCAACCUCAUGGGCACCUUCAUCUUCGGCACUGUAGUCUGCAAGGCUGUCGCCUACCUCAUGGGAGUGUCUGUGAGUGUGUCCACCCUAAGCCUGGUGGCCAUCGCCUUGGAGCGCUACAGCGCCAUCUGCCGGCCUUUGCAAGCACGCGUGUGGCAGACACGCUCCCAUGCUGUGCGUGUCAUCGUGGCCACGUGGCUGCUGUCAGGGCUGCUCAUGCUACCCUAUCCUGUGUACUCCGUUGUGCGGCCAGUGAGCCCCCGAGCACUGCAGUGCACACACAGCUGGCCUAGCAAUCGAGCGCGCCAAGCAUGGUCUGUGUUGCUGCUGCUGUUCCUGUUCUUUGUGCCUGGCGUAGUCAUGGCCGUGGCUUACGGUCUCAUCUCCCGUGAACUGUACUUGGGGAUCCGCUUCGAGAGCCAGAGCCAGAGGCAUGGGCAUGGGCAGCAGGGCCACAACGGCGACCACAGACAAAAUGGAUUACCUGGUGGGCCAAGCCCAGCACUUUCCAAUGGGCCAAGUACCCGACCAUCUGCAGGCCAGGAGGGUGAUGGCUGCUAUGUGAAUCUUCUCCCAGAACAAUCUGGAAUGGAACUCUCAGCAUUGACCCCCACUGCCUCUAGAAGGGACACCCGAGGCCCUGGACCUGGGGUGAGCUCAUGGCCAGCUCAGGCUCAGGCUCAGCUGCAGGCCAAGAAGCGGGUAGUACGGAUGCUGCUGGUGAUCGUGGGGCUAUUUUUCCUGUGCUGGCUGCCCUUGUACAGUGCCAACACAUGGCGUGCCUUUGACAGGGAAGGUGCUCACCGUGCCCUCUCAGGAGCCCCUAUCUCUUUCAUCCACCUGCUCAGCUACGUCUCUGCCUGUGUCAAUCCACUUGUCUACUGUUUCAUGCAUCGGCGUUUCCGUCAGGCCUGCAUGGCCACUUGUGCUAGAUGCCGACCCCACCCACCCCGUGCCCGAGUUGCUCGAGCUGGGCCCCGGCUGGGUGAUGAUCAUGAACUCGACCAUCCCACUACCUCACUGUCUCGUCUCAGCUACACAACUGUCAGCACACUGGGUCCUGGUUGAGGGCAUCCCAAGACGUGCAGUCCAUGUCUUGUUUAGGAAGACAUGGAACCAACCCAUACAUACACUGCCCCUCCUGCCUUGGGGAACAAGAGUCCCUUCUACCUUGGGGAAAAUGGGCAUCCUACCAUAGGGAGCCCAGUUCCCUCCACUGCUGCCCCAGGGUGGCACAGGCACCACUCCCCUGUGGACCAUAGAAGUCCUAAUCUCGCACUGAACCGAAACUGUAAACUGUCACUGGGCACACAGGACUAACAGUCUUUACAUGGAUACACUUCUAGAGAUCACAUACCCCAAGACAAAAAAGACCUCCCUGGACAAGGGGUAACAGCACCUAUCAUGACAUAGUCCUACCUGGGGAGGUUCUAAGGGUAGCACAGGUGACCCCUGACCUACUUGGAGCUCCUCUGGACAGGGAAAUGGAGCUCACCUGCCCCAGCACUGAAGCUCACAGUCAGCACUGACCCUGGGGUGCACAAGGCAGACUCAGCACCUACCCUAGCAGUGUGCCUGCAGUCUGCACUGAGCAUCCUGGCCCUGAAUUUAGGUCCUUUAUCUGUUAGACCACAAGUCACUAACCCCCAGCUUACAUUUACUGCAGAGCCCAAGAAGACACAUAAGACACAUGGAUGUCAAGGAAGGUGUAGGAAUAAAAAUAGCCUCUGUUCCUGACAGCACUGUCCUUGUGGGGUCAGAAGCUACAGGAAGGCUCAUGCCUAGAGUGUGGGGAGAACUGAGCCCCAAACCAAGCCUUUGGUGGAAAGGGGCUCAGGAGGGCAGAGAUCUACCCCAGACCCCUCUUGACCCCCAUCUCUAGAAUUCCAAACACAUCUCAUAUACUCUAGUCACCUUCCAUGGUGCAUACCUGUUACCUCUUCCUCUCUAUACCCC